AUGAAUAAUUUUUGCACAGAUAAAGAAGAUCAGAAGAAAGAGAAGAGGAACAGGGGAACGAGCAUAGAGGUGUGCGGUUACCCCCUCAGCAUUUUCUUCAUUGUUGUAAAUGAGUUCUGUGAGAGGUUCUCCUACUAUGGCAUGCGAGCUGUACUGGUGUUGUACUUCAAGUACUUCUUGCGCUGGGACGAUGACAUGGCUACGUCCAUCUAUCACACUUUUGUGGCUCUUUGCUACCUAACCCCUAUCCUUGGGGCCAUUGUGGCAGAUUCUUGGCUUGGAAAGUUUAAGACUAUCAUCUACCUGUCCAUCGUCUAUGCUCUCGGUCAGAUCCUAAUGGCUGUCAGUGCAAUCCACGAUAUCACAGAUACAGACCGAGACGGGUCACCAGACAACCUCACCAUCCAUGUUGUAUUGUCCAUGGUGGGUCUUUUCCUUAUCGCUCUUGGCACUGGUGGUAUCAAACCUUGUGUAGCUGCUUUUGGUGGAGACCAGUUCGGUGAUCAUCAGGAACGACAGAGGAGAACAUUCUUCUCUGUAUUCUACCUAUGCAUCAACGGGGGGAGUCUCCUGUCCACUAUUAUCACACCCAUCCUCAGAGCCCAGGAGUGUGGCAUCCACUCAAAACAGGACUGUUAUCCUCUGGCCUUUGGUGUUCCUGCAGCACUGAUGGUUGUUGCACUUGUGGUGUUCAUUGUUGGAAGUGGCAUGUACUACAAAGCUGAACCACAGGGAAAUAUCAUGCUGGAUGUGUGUAAAUGUAUUGGGUUUGCCAUUAAAAACCGCUACAGGCACAGAAGCAAACGAUUCCCAAAGAGGACGCACUGGAUGGACUGGGCAGAAGAAAAAUAUGAUAAACUCCUCAUUGCCCAAAUCAAAAUGGUGUUGAAGGUCCUGUUUCUGUACAUCCCACUUCCAAUGUUCUGGACACUGUUUGACCAAAAGGGCUCCAGAUGGACUCUACAAGCCACCAACCUGGACGGGAACUUUGGGGCGCUUGUUAUACAGCCUGAUCAGAUGCAGACAGUCAACCCCAUCCUGAUCCUGACCUUGGUGCCUAUUAUGGACAGUUUAAUUUACCCUCUGAUCAAGAAAUGUGGCCUGAACUUCACACCCUUGAAGAGAAUGACAGUGGGAAUGUUUCUGGCAGCGAUGGCGUUUGUCUGCGCUGCUCUGGUUCAGCUUCAGAUUGAUCAAACAUUGCCUACCUUCCCAUCUGCAUCUGAGAGUCAAAUUAAACUACUUAACAUGGGCUCUAAUCCACUGACAGUUACAGUGAACCAGAUGAACCCAGUGGAACUUCCUGCAGCUCAGGCAAGUCCUGAUUACUUAACAGUUAAAGGACAAACAAUCACAGUUUCCACAGUCAACCCUGCGGUGUCACAACAAUUUACUUUGACGUUUGAACAUCGACAAACACUCCUCAUUCCUUCUAAUGUCUCUCAGGAAUGGCUAUUGAUUGCAGACAGUACUUCUAAACCAGAAAAAGGCGUCAAUGCAGUCCGUUUUGUAAAUGGAAUGAAUAAAAUGGUGAAUGUAACAAACUUUGAUGUUAUUGAGCCAUUUUAUUACUCCAACUACACCCUGUUAAAAAACGGAAAGAGAUCUUUCAUAAUACAAUCUGGAGCACAGUCAUGUGAUUUCAGCACUACCUUUGGAUUUGGAAGUUCAUAUACUUUCUUUAUCCCCAGCACUUUCACCUUCGGAACAAAUUGUCAGGAGUCUAUCACUGCCAUAGAGGACAUCAAACCCAACACAGUUCACAUGGCUCUUCAGAUCCCACAGUACUUCUUUAUAACUGCUGGUGAAGUCAUGUUUUCUGUUACUGGUCUGGAAUUCUCUUACUCACAGGCACCUAGCAACAUGAAAGCAGUGCUGCAAGCAGGCUGGCUGCUUACUGUUGCUGUUGGAAACUUCAUUGUGCUGAUUGUAGCUGAGCUUGCAAAGCUUCCCAAACAGUGGGCAGAGUACGUCCUCUUUGCCUCUCUCCUGGUCGCAGUGUGCGUCAUUUUCUCCUUCAUGGCAUAUUUUUACACCUACAUCGACCCAACAGAAAUUGAGGCCCAGUUCAAGAAGAAAGAUGAUGAUGAUGAUUAUGGUGACAAAAAGAAGAAAGCAUCAAUUGAGAUGGUGAAGAGAGACUCGGUUACAUCCCAAGAUGAUGCUGGUAGACGAACCAAAAUGUGAAGAAUCUAAAAACCAAUGUGUGCAUGUGUGUGUGUGUGUGUGUUGAAAUGUUUUAUAUUUUAACAAUACAGGAAAAAUAUAGUUGUAGUGGAUGGAGUUAUUAGAUAAUGUAUUUACUUUCAUGAAUCCAUAUAAUAUACAUAACGAUAUAAGCUGUGAUAUGAAAAGCAGAUGAAUACAAUAGUUUCGUUACAUUUACACAUACUGGGUUUAAUUGCUGUCUUAUAUUUAUGUGUAUGAUGUGAUCAUUUUUCUUUUUUCUGCAUCUCUAUCAUUUUCCUGUUGUUAUAGCCCACUGUUUUAGAUAAAAUAAUGUCUGUAUGUCAUAGAAAAUUAUUCAACAUUAACUCCUGUGAACCAAUAAACAGUAUAUAUAUUUUACACCACACAGCAUCGGAGUAUCAUGUAAAUAGAGCAUACAAGUAUGAAUGCAACAUGAGAACUUGAUACUGGAACUGUUGCUAAAACU
Sphaeramia orbicularis (orbiculate cardinalfish) is the source of this 2656-nucleotide messenger RNA. It is a transcript of the gene slc15a1a, whose product is annotated as solute carrier family 15 member 1a. The transcript is spliced from 22 exons. The record is from RefSeq and is a predicted model, not a curated record. Lineage: Eukaryota; Metazoa; Chordata; Actinopteri; Kurtiformes; Apogonidae. The coding region runs from base 1 to 2187 and encodes 728 amino acids. Gene Ontology annotation, molecular function: transmembrane transporter activity. Gene Ontology annotation, biological process: oligopeptide transport; transmembrane transport. Gene Ontology annotation, cellular component: membrane.